CAGAGGGAGGAAGAGGUUUCCUGGGAAAAGAAAGUGAAAGUGGAGAACAGGUGAUAUUUAAAGGAUCAACCGGGGAACAGACCAGAAGGAGGAAAACAUUAAGGAGAAAACAAAAGAAACUAGGGACGCUUCUCAGAUCCUGAGAGUUGUGAGCCCUAUCGUUAAGUCAAACAGGACGAUGCAGAAAAAUGGGGACGCCAAUAAAAAGGAGAGUCCUCCUAAUGUCACACCAGUGAGACCAGUCCAGAGAGCUCAACAGGAACAAUCAGAGAAACCUUUGGACCCUGAGCAGCUGAUCCUCAACUCCCCACAACUUGCUGAUCAGAUUAAAUCUACCGUCAAUGACCUGAAGAUCCGGCAAGAAGAUCGGUCCUGGGCUGCAGAUUUGGUCAACGACUUCCGGGAAAAUCUUUUGAAGUUCCUGAGGAGCAGCACUGAUCAACCCAUCUUCCAGUCAGCAGAUUUCCUCAACACUGGCAGCUAUUUUGAGAAAGUGAAGAUCUCCAGUCCAAAUGAGUUCGAUAUGAUGCUGACGCUUCAGGUGUCAACGCGCCUCAACCUGACGCCACUUGAUGAUGGACUCUUCUACCGCAUCGACCUCACUCGACCGACUCGGACCCCCAUACAGGCCUUUCUCAUGGAGGAUGAGCUCACGUUGUCCUCAAGCAGGAUCCUAGGAGAGAUGUAUAGGCUGGUCCGCAAGUUCCUCAAGACCUACAAAGUGCCGAACGAUUGUUACCACUGGGAGGUGAACAAGAAGAAACCGUACUCUCCUGCCGUCACUUUGUCCCUGUGCAAACCUGAGAACGGCAGUGAUGAGCUGAUCUCUGUGGACGUGGUUCCUGCGCUUGAGGUUCAAAGUUGGCCGAAUGCCGUUCGCGGUGGCCCAAAUGUGGAAAACUGGCUGGGGAAGAAAGCUCGCCAAGAGAUCAGAAGUUUGCCCUGUUACUUUGUACCAAAGAGGCGCAAACUAGCACGAAACCUCAGUGAGGAAGCCAAGAGUGAUGCCAAAGAAAGUUGGAGGAUAUCUUUCUCUCACAUUGAGAAGAGGUUCAUGGCGGCACAUGGCAACAAGAAAACCUGCUGUGAGAGUAAAUCCACUAAAUGCUGCCGGAAGCAGUGCCUGAUGCUGCUGAAAUUGCUGAUUGAACGUUUGAAACACUGUUUUCCCAAAGAGCUGGACGCUCUCUGCUCGUACCAUGGAAAGACGGCCUUCUUCCACACCCUCUCUGCCAGAUACAGCGACUCCCAGUGGGCUAAAAAGGACCUCCCCAUCUGCUUCAUUCACCUUGUUGAUGCUUUCGAGGAUCAUGCGCACCGAGGUGUCCUCCCUCACUUCUUCGUCCCUCAAUGCAACCUUUUCUCCCCGGAUGCGUUCCCCCGCAAGGCGCUGACAUUCCUUGUUGAUGUCCUGAAAGAGCAGAAGAAAGAAGGUCUGCCUCUGCUGAAACCUCCAGCUCCAGCUCCAGCUCCACCUCUAAAACCAGAGACUGUUUCAGCGGAGACGUUUGCUGAGCUGGCCGCUGAAAAUUCCUUCUCGCCCAGUUGGUUUCCUUCAGUGGAUUCUUCAUUCAUCACAAAAAUAAUCCCAGUGCUAAUGUUGGUUUUCUUAGCUGUUUUAUUUCAUGUAGCACUGAAGGGAAAUCAGGAUAGACACUGAAUGGCUGAAAUUGGCCCAAGAAAUUCUUAAAGCCUGAAGAUGAACAGCACUUCCUUACACUGGCUGUGGUUAAACUGCAGGUGAAGUCUAUGACGCCUGCGAUCAUGCUCUAACUGUGGACAUUUAGUUAAAAAGGUAGUAUGCAUUCCUUUGAAGCAAUGUUUUCUCAAUCAAACUCCUGAAAGAUUCCCUGGUUGACCAUCUCUUCGGUCAACUGAAAACUUCUCAGUGUAGUUACUGAUAUCUGAUUUCUUAUUUCCGUCGUUACUGAUCGUCAUCUUUGGCUCUAAUUCACCAAAAAUUCAAAAACAGUUACAUUGUAGCUCUUGAUUACUCAUUGUUCAUAUGGUGAAUUUACAUAAAUUUGAACACAUUCUGUGUCACUUUUUUAUUUUUCAUGAUCAUUAUGUUUCACCUUUAUUUGAUCUCUAGUUGCAUGAAAGAAAUAUUUAUGCUACUUGAGUGUUUUUUUUUUUUUGCAGAUAUUUUGCUUUCGUUCGGUUCAUGUCUAAUUUUUGGGUGAAGUUGCUUUUUGCUGUUGCCUUUUUGUCUAUUUACACUUUUGUAUUUUCUCCUUUCACCUUGGUUUUUUCAUGUCUCAUUCUUGGAUAGCUUUUUUUUUUCAUUUGUGUUAUCACUGAUCCAUAACUUCUUGGGUCACUGGAUUUCUGACUUGAAAAGGGCAAAUUUCACAUUUUUAUGGAAAGCUCUAUUUGACAAUGUAUAUAUCAUUCAAGUGGAAAAAUGCAUUUCUAGUGAAAGAAGUUUUCUUUUUUCAUCUCA
Salarias fasciatus (jewelled blenny) is the source of this 2443-nucleotide messenger RNA. Its product is annotated as cyclic GMP-AMP synthase. The coding region runs from base 179 to 1660 and encodes 493 amino acids. Gene Ontology annotation, biological process: activation of innate immune response; positive regulation of defense response to virus by host; paracrine signaling. NCBI's taxonomy places the organism in Eukaryota, Metazoa, Chordata, Actinopteri, Blenniiformes, Blenniidae. The record is from RefSeq and is a predicted model, not a curated record. The transcript is spliced from 9 exons. Gene Ontology annotation, cellular component: site of double-strand break; cytosol; nucleus. Gene Ontology annotation, molecular function: double-stranded DNA binding; chromatin binding; 2',3'-cyclic GMP-AMP synthase activity.